GCGGGGGGGGCGGGGGGGGGGGAAAGACAGAGUGUGUGGCCUUGGGGACAACGACCCGGGCAGAGGGCAGGAGGUGACAUGGCGGCGGCAUCGGGGCAGCUGACGCAGACCCCCCUGCAAAAAGUGUGGGUCCCCCUUCGCUCCCACCGCUUGAGACGGGGGUCAUCGGUCCCCCAGUUUACCAACUGCCCCACCAUGGUGAUACUGGUGGGGUUGCCGGCCCGCGGCAAGACCUACAUCUCCUGCAAGCUGACUCGUUAUCUUAAUUGGAUUGGCAUGCCGACACGGGUGUUUAACGUGGGGCAGUACCGGCGCGAAGCCGUGCAGAGCUACAAGAGCUACGAGUUUUUCCGUCACGAUAACGAGGAGGCCAUGCAAAUCCGCAGGCAAUGCGCACUGGCCGCCCUCAGAGACGUCCGCACCUAUCUCAGCUCUCAGGAGGGACAAGUGGCGGUGUUCGACGCCACCAACACGACGCGGGAACGCCGGGCCCUGAUCCUGCAGUUUGCGAAGGAGAACGGUUACAAGGUUCUCUUCGUGGAGUCCAUCUGCGACGACCCCGCCAUCAUCGAGGAGAACAUCAAGCAAGUGAAGCUGAGCAGCCCCGACUACAAGGGCUGCGCCCAGGAGGAGGUGGUGGCCGAUUUCCUCCAGCGCAUCGAGUGCUACAAAGCCACCUACGAGCCCCUGGACGAGCAGCUGGACAGCGACCUGUCCUACAUCAAGAUCUUCGACGUGGGGGUGCGCUAUUUGGCCAACCGGGUGCAGGGCCACGUCCAGAGCCGCACCGUCUACUACCUGAUGAACAUCCACGUCACCCCCCGCGCCAUCUACCUCAGCCGCCACGGCGAGAGCCAGCUCAACCUGCGGGGACGCAUCGGGGGGGACUCGGGGCUCUCCCCCCGCGGGCAGCAGUACGCCCAGGCCCUGGCCCAGUUCAUCCGCAGCCAGAGCAUCCGGGACCUGAAGGUCUGGACCAGCCACAUGAAACGCACCAUCGAGACGGCCGAGGCCCUGGGGGUGCCCUACGAGCAGUGGAAAGCCCUCAACGAGCUCGACGCCGGAGUCUGCGAGGAAAUGACCUAUGAGGAAAUCCAGGAGCGCUACCAGGAAUUCGCCCUCCGGGACCAGGAUAAAUAUCGCUACCGCUACCCCAAAGGCGAGUCCUACGAGGACCUGGUGCAGCGGUUGGAGCCCGUCAUCAUGGAGCUGGAGCGGCAGGAGAACGUGCUGGUCGUCUGCCACCAAGCCGUCAUGCGCUGCCUGCUGGCUUAUUUCCUGGAUAAAAGCGCGGACGAGCUGCCCUACCUCAAAUGCCUCCACACCGUCCUCAAGCUGACCCCCGUGGCCUACGGCUGCGAGGUGGAAUCCAUCUUCCUCAACGUGGAAGCCGUCAACACCCACCGCGAGCGACCCCAGAACGUCGACAUCAGCCGUCCCCCGGCCGAAGCCCUGGUCACCGUCCCCAAGCAUUACUGAGAAGGUGGGGGGGCCCCGCAAAUUAAGGCCCCCCCCCCCCAAUUAAACCUUGCCUUAACGAAGCACUGAGCCUGGA
Messenger RNA from Chroicocephalus ridibundus (black-headed gull), 1555 nucleotides. RefSeq names its product 6-phosphofructo-2-kinase/fructose-2,6-bisphosphatase-like. The record is from RefSeq and is a predicted model, not a curated record. Lineage: Eukaryota; Metazoa; Chordata; Aves; Charadriiformes; Laridae. Gene Ontology annotation, biological process: fructose 2,6-bisphosphate metabolic process; fructose metabolic process. Gene Ontology annotation, cellular component: cytosol; 6-phosphofructo-2-kinase/fructose-2,6-biphosphatase complex. Gene Ontology annotation, molecular function: fructose-2,6-bisphosphate 2-phosphatase activity; 6-phosphofructo-2-kinase activity; ATP binding.